Messenger RNA from Gavia stellata (red-throated loon), 829 nucleotides. RefSeq names its product sulfiredoxin 1 (gene SRXN1). The record is from RefSeq and is a predicted model, not a curated record. NCBI's taxonomy places the organism in Eukaryota, Metazoa, Chordata, Aves, Gaviiformes, Gaviidae. Gene Ontology annotation, biological process: cellular response to oxidative stress. Gene Ontology annotation, cellular component: cytoplasm. Gene Ontology annotation, molecular function: sulfiredoxin activity.
AUGGCCAGGCAGGCGGGGGGCUCUUCCCAGCUCCCGGCUGAAAGUGCCGUAGGCAGAUCCUUAGAGCCCUGGCACGGCCAGGUGGGAGCAGAGACCCCCGGGCAGCCCCGGGGCAGGAGGCAGGAUGGGGACCCCCAGCACACCGAGCAGCCUCGGCGGGGGGUCAGCUGCUGCGUGCCGAGGGGUGUCCCGCUCGGACAAGGAGCUGAGGGCAGCCCCAACCACAGCCUCGCCGGGGCAGAGGGAGCGGGCAGCAGGCCAGCCAGCGCUGGCACUGGUCCCGGCCACCGGCCCUGCCUGUCCUGCCCCUUCACUGUGACUCUGCAAAACGGCGGGGCGGUGGCGAUGACGAUGGCGAUGGCUGGGCCGGGAGGAAGCAGAGGGGCCCGGCUGGGUGCUGUGCUGCUCGGGGCGGAGCGGCAGGCUCGGCUGGCCAGGCAGGAGGAAGGACGAGGCCAGCUCCCGGUGCCAACCAUGGCGGAGGCCGGGGACCAGAGCAUCCACACGCAGCAUAUCUCGGCCGUGCACAACGUGCCCAUGCGCAUCCUCAUCCGGCCCAUCCCCACGCAGCUGGAGCCGGGCAAGGUGCAGAGCCUGGUGGAGACCCUGCAGGAGGAUCCCGAGCGGGUGCCCCCCAUCGACGUGCUCUGGAUCAAGGGCAGCGAGGGGGGGGAUUACUUCUACUCCUUCGGGGGCUGCCACCGCUUCGCCGCCCACAGGGCGCUCAACCGCGACACCAUCCCCGCCAAGAUCAUCCCGUCCACCCUCAGCGACCUCCGCACCUACCUGGGCUCCUCCACGCCCCACCUGCGCUAGCCCGGCGCCCCGG